GCCGUUUUCAUAUCGUUUGAAAUCUGGCUCCAGAAAAGUGGAGAAAAAAAAUAUAUACGUAAAUGGAUUUUGUGUGAUAAAUUUUUUUAAAAUUGUGUAUUAUUACAUAUGAAAUUUGUAUUUGUCUUGAGUUUAUAAAUUAUUUUACAUUCAAAAGUGAUAUUUAAAAGGAAUGAAAAGGAAAUUAUAGACGCUUUAUACAUUUUGGUGAACUUGAUUGAACUUAACCGCAAAAUUUUAUUUGCGCGAAUAUAUAUUUUGCUUGGAGGUCUUUAUUUUCUAUAAAUAUCUUGAAUUUUGUGGCAUUUAAAUUUGGAAGCUCAUUGAAUGCAUUUCUCAUUGAGAGGUGAAAAUGACAAUUAACAUAAAGUUUAAGUUGUAAUUUUUAGGAGAAAUAGUCCAUUAUUCGUGCUUGUAAACAAUAUGCUUCUAUGAAAAAAGGAAUAUUCUUUGAAAUAAUAAAUCUUUGACUUGAAAUUAUAAAAAUGGGUAAUAUCGUAUCCAGAUUUCGUAAAAAGAAAACAACCAUAGAGAUUCUUGAAAAUCUUGACAAGAAUAUCAAAGAAAUCGAAAAAUAUGGACUUUUUACUGAACAAAGGCACAAAAAAAUAGUUGGAACUUUAGUUGCUUAUAGUGUUAUUCUGUACAUAAUAGCAGCAUUAACAUGUUACUUCUAUUUUUUUCCUACAUCGCCAUACGAUCAAUUAAUUUACGUCACGCCGCUGCUCAUCUUUCCUAUAUUGAUAAUAUUUGUCAAGAAAUUGGUAUCUUGGUAUUAUAAACGUAAGCUUCGAAGAAAUGAGGAGAAAUUAUCAUCAAUGCAGAAAGAUAAGAAGAAAAUUUUGGAUGAAGUAACGGAGACUGAAACCUACAGGAAAGCCAAAGAAAUUUUAUUAAAGUUCGCACCUGAUCAAUUGCGAAUGUCUCCCCUCUCGCCUCAGGUUAGUGAAAAAAACAAUAAAGUGAAAUUACACCAGCCGAAUUAUUCCAUAACUUCGUCAAGUGCAGAAACGCCUCGUCGAACAAAUACUCCGCUAACAUCUGGACCAGUUCUUCCAUCCGGUGUUUCUGAAUUGAGACGAAGGGCACUUACAUCAAACGCUGCUCAAACCGGUAGAUUAUCAAAUAUUGGACCAUAUACUACAGCCAUUGGUUCACCUCUCGCAUCUCCCCUUGCGUCGUCGAGUUAUCAGCCAAUUAGGGCAAACAAUGCACCAACAACCGGUCCCACUGGAACUCCACUUCCUCGGCCAAUACUUCCACAGCAGAGAAGCUAUUUAGAUAAACUUGUCGAGUAUCUAGUUGGAGAUGGUCCAUCGAAUCGAUACGCAUUGAUUUGUCGUCAAUGUGAAUCGCAUAAUGGAAUGGCUUUGAAGGAAGAAUUCGAAUAUUUCGGAUUUAAAUGCUGCUACUGUAAUUUUUGGAAUCCAGCACGAAAACAAAAACCAUCGGCUCCUAAAUUGGACUGGGACUAUAAUCCCUUGAGUUCAUCCUCAAUAACAUCGCUUACAAUGGCAAAUCUAGGUACAAAUUUACAAGCUCCAAAAAGCUCAGACAAUGACGGGUCGAGCAGUCCUUCGGAAACUGAUUCGGACAUUGAAGUAGUCGAAAAACCUGUCGAAACGCCAGAAAGUGAAACAUUCGAAGAAGAAGAAGAAGAAGAAGAAGCGGGAGAAAAGGAUACAGGCGAAAGUCCAAUUGGAAAUGAAGAGGAAAGAAUCGAGCAAGUUAGAGAGGAAUCACAGAGUGAAGUAAUGGAGGUCGAUCAAUCUCCACUAAAGUAACUAAAUUAUAAUUAUCCAUAUAAUUUAAUUGUCUCGAUUUUUGAGAGAAAAUCCACAAAAUGUACCAUUUUCAUUCAAAAGGUCAAUUCUUGAAUGUGAUGAAUAUUGAUCUUCUAUAUUUUAUAGGCACACUUGAAUGUGUUUUUGUAAGCAAGAAAAUAACAUGCAAAAUAUUUCUCGAAUAUUUAUCUCAAAUGAAUUUUUCAUCGAAAAAAAGAAGUUAAUAAAAUUGACGAAAUAUUAAAGGCCACGGCACUAUUAAUAUGACUAGAAAAUUCUCUUGUUUACUAUAAAUGCUCAAAGAAAUUUAUCGCAUAAUGAAAAAGUUUAUAGUUAAAAAAAAGGAAAAAUUCGUAAAUUCAAAAAAAAAAGAAA
Molecule: messenger RNA, 2159 nt
Organism: Leptopilina heterotoma
Lineage: Eukaryota; Metazoa; Arthropoda; Insecta; Hymenoptera; Figitidae
Gene: Lnpk
Product: endoplasmic reticulum junction formation protein lunapark-B
Exons: 10
Coding region: 486-1784 (432 amino acids)
Biological process (GO): endoplasmic reticulum tubular network organization
Cellular component (GO): endoplasmic reticulum tubular network
Source: RefSeq, a predicted model, not a curated record